ACGUGCUGGACCAGGGAACAGAAAAAUAACAGGGGGAGGCGAUGUCAGACAGAGCUCCCUUUUGUGUUUCUGGUCGUAUCUUUCCUGAAGAGAAGGACGGAGCGAUGUAAUUUUAGGCAAGACAGCAAACCGCUCAAGAGCCACCUCCAUGCUGUGCCCUUCGGGGGUGCCUCGCAGGGUCCCCGCGGGUGCGGCCGGGCCGGGGCCGGGGCUGGACCGGAGCGGGCGCGGAGCAUCCCCGCCGGCGGGGCAGCAUGGCAGCUGCCGGGGAGGUGGAGCCAGCCGCUGACCUGCCAGCAUCGGAGCACGCUAUCUGCUUUGAAUAAAUCCUCCCUUUUUCCUUCCUACCUGCGCCGGAAAACGAGAGGAAAAAUAAAAGAUAAAUAUAUUAUUAAAAAUAAAUAUAUAUAUAUUUAAAAGCAGGGCUGGUAGGAGAAAAGAGGAGAGAGGCCGGGUGCGUGUGGCCGCCUCCCCGCCGGCUGCGGGAGGUGCAUGAGGAUCUCGGCUGGGGGCCGCCGCCAUGGAGCACAUCCGGAUGCCCAAGGUGGAAAAUGUUCGGUUACUUGAUCGUUUAUCUUCAAGAAAAGCUGCACUGGGAACCUUGUAUUUAACAGCCACCCACGUCAUAUUUGUGGAGAAUGGUUCUGAAGCUCGUAAGGAAACCUGGGUUCUUCACAGCCAAAUUUCCUCUAUUGAGAAGCAGGCCACCACUGCCACUGGUUGCCCGUUGCUGAUCCGCUGCAAGAACUUCCAGGUCAUCCAACUGGUCAUCCCUCAGGAACGAGACUGCCAUGAUGUUUACAUAUCUCUGAUACGUCUGACACGACCAGUGAAAUAUGAAGAGCUGUAUUGUUUCUCAUUCAAUCCAAAAUUAGAUAAAGAAGAACGAGAACAAGGCUGGAAGCUUGUGGACCUCAAUGAAGAAUAUAAUCGGAUGGGUAUUCCAAACAACUAUUGGCAGAUUAGCAAUGUAAACAGAGACUACGGAGUCUGUGACUCCUAUCCUACAGAAGUGUAUGUACCAAAGUCUGCAACUGCACACAUCAUAGUGGGGAGCUCUAAAUUUCGGAGCCGAAGACGCUUCCCAGCUCUUUCCUACUACUGCAAGGAUAACAAUGCUUCCAUAUGCAGAAGCAGCCAGCCUUUAUCUGGCUUUAGUGCUCGAUGCCUGGAGGAUGAACAGAUGCUCCAGGCCAUUAGAAAAGCAAAUCCAGGAAGUGAUUUCAUAUAUGUUGUUGACACACGGCCCAAACUCAACGCAAUGGCAAACAGAGCAGCAGGGAAGGGAUACGAAAAUGAAGACAACUACUCCAACAUCAAGUUUCAAUUCAUAGGUAUUGAGAACAUCCAUGUCAUGAGAAACAGUCUGCAGAAAAUGCUUGAAGUUUGUGAGCUGAAAUCACCUUCGAUGAGUGACUUUCUGUGGGGCCUAGAAAAUUCUGGCUGGCUGAAGCAUAUCAAAGCCAUUAUGGAUGCUGGCAUUUUUAUUGCAAAGGCUGUGGCUGAGGAAGGUGUGAGUGUGCUUGUUCACUGCUCUGAUGGCUGGGAUAGGACAGCCCAGGUUUGCUCUGUAGCAAGCCUUCUAUUGGAUCCAUAUUACAGAACUAUGAAGGGAUUCAUGGUGUUAAUUGAAAAAGACUGGGUUUCCUUUGGUCACAAAUUUAAUCACAGGUAUGGCAACUUAGAUGGAGAUCCAAAGGAGAUAUCCCCUGUUAUUGACCAGUUCCUCGAGUGUGUUUGGCAAUUAAUGGAACAGUUUCCUUGUGCCUUUGAAUUCAAUGAGAGAUUCCUCAUCCACUUACAGCAUCAUAUCUAUUCUUGCCAGUUUGGGAAUUUCCUGUGUAACAGCCAGAAGGAGAGACAAGAGCUGAAAGUCCAAGAACGAACAUAUUCAUUGUGGGCUCACUUGUGGAAAAAUCGUGCAGAUUACCUCAAUCCUUUGUAUCGACCUGACCACAGUAAAACCCAAGGGACCCUGCGCCCUCAGAUGGCUCCAUGCAACUUCUUGUACAAGUUCUGGAGUGGUAUGUACAACCGCUUUGAAAAGGGGCUGCAUCCUCGACAGUCAGUUACUGAUUAUCUGAUGGCAGUGAAGGAAGAAACUCAGCAGCUGGAAGAAGAGCUGGAGGUCUUAGGAGAGAGAUUGGCAAACCUUCAGAAAUCACAACUAAAUGGUAAUAAAGUCAAGAGUAAGCAACAAGACCAAAACAAACAUUUAGGGCUUUCUACUUCCAGCAACAGCUUAGCUAACACUCCCCAGGAGUAUAGCAAUGAUCUGAAAUCAUUCCCAUCCCGGAGCCCUUCACAAGGGGAUGAAGAAGAUUCAGCCCUGAUUUUGACACAGGACAACCUGAAAAGCUCUGAUCCUGACCUCUCAGCUAACAGUGAUCAGGAGUCUGGUGUGGAGGACUUAAGCUGUAGGUCCCCAAGUGGCGGUGGCUGCUUGCCUAGUGAAGACAGUGGCAAGGAUUCAGAUGAGGCUGUAUUUCUGGCAGUCUGAAAUAUCUUCAACACAGUGAGGACCCAGAUGAAGUUGAGUCUUUCACAGCCUGGAAUGAGAUCUUUUCAUCGGAUGAAGAAUGGGAGAGGUGUGUGGCCUAAAGAAAUAAUCCAAAGAAAGGGAACUGUGCAAUUGUGUAAGCAAAGAUCUAAGCAGAACAAACCAUUAUUAAAGACAUAAUGCUAAAGAAAGUAUCUUUAAAGUAAAAUAUACUUUAGAAAGUAUAUUUAGUUAAGCCAAUGUGGUAUUUAACUUUAUCAAUGCUGUACAUAAUUAUUCCUUACUUUGUACAUUUCCAUAAUUAUUUAUUGUACAAAAUAUUAGUUCUUCUCCAAAGAAGUGUAAUUCCAAACUACUCUCUUACACGUAGGGACAAGGUUGAAGAUUUGUUAGUGUUAGGCUUACUGGUGAAUCAGUCAAAACUUAUUUUUGUAGAGCUGUUUUGCCUUCAGACACAGUGUGUAUAUUCUUCACUUUUUUUUUCAUGGGAGGUGUUAAAUUUUUAAUUCCAACAAAUAUUUUGCAUAUUCUCCUAUUAAAAUCCUUCGCGGCAAAGUAAAACUUAACAAAUGGACGUGCUUGCUUAGGGGACAAAUGAAGCUUUGAUCCUGCAAAAAAAGUCCUUUGGUAAGCAGCUGCUGCUGCUGCACAUGAACGCACCUCAUUUGUAAUGAUACAACACUUACACAGCCUUCCUGGAGAAGCAUCCCUUUAUAAUGCUUAAGUACAUUAGACAGUAUGCUCUAGCAUCUUUAUGUUUUAUUGUCAAGUUAGAUUGUUGAUAUCUUACCCUUGUUCCAAACCAAGGUAAGAUAUAAAGGUAAAAUUUUAAAGUUAAUAAAGCCCCAAAUUCUCCAGACUAUUUUGAUUCCUACUUGAAAAUAUUUUAUUUGGGUGGGAGUGAGGUACAUAUACAGUAGAAAGAACAGGGAAUCCUUACAAGUGUCACUUAUGGAAGCAUCACUGAAUUCAGAACUAAAGAAAGGUUACGCCCAUCAAGGAACUGUUAUGAAGAAUAUUCCUUCCAAAUUUUAUUGUUCAAAAUAAGCUAACCACAACCAAGUGGGUUUUGGGCUUUUUUCCUCACACAGCAUUUCCCUUUUAGUAUUUGCCAACCUGAACUGAGCAAUGGCGAUGCUAAUUAAAGAAAAAGACUGAUUCACCAUGACAGAGAGUUUAAUCUCAUUUGGUUGAAGAAUUUUCAUAUUUUUUAAGAGUAGGGGUAAUAUAUUUCAUAAUCAUAGGUACAGAAGCAAACCACUGAAAAAAUUGGGAUGUUUUGAAACUUACUAAAGAGGCUUCCAUAGCAGGUCUUAAUUCUUCAAAGGUUCUCCUUUUUUUUUACUUUUAAUUGAAGAAAGCAGUUAAAACAUAUUUAAUAUGGCUGCUCUUUCCUGCUUGGAGACGACGUGGUAUUGAACUCCAGUAAAGCAAAGCAGUAGUGAUAUAAGUUUACUUUGAUUGCAUUUCAUACUACUCCUUUAAAUACAGACUUACAGGCAAAAUUAAAUUAUAUAAAUAUACCUCAAAUUAGAAGCUUUAAUUAUUCACUUUGCUUUUACAGAAUGGCUUUUUAUUCUGUUCUGUGAACUUAUGUUAUUAAAAAUGAGUAGGUAAACUUCAGCAUUAUUAAUACCCUCCUAACGGAGCUGCUGUCUUUGAACAAAUAAUUCAAUUCCUAACACCAAGAUUUAUCUUAAUAUUAUACUGGCAAGGCCAAAUCCUCAAUUUGAUAAAUCACUGUAGGUCAACUGAAAUAAAUACAGUUAGGAUUUAUACUCUCUUGAGAAUCUAGCCUUCUGGGUUUUAAUCUUUAUGAAUUUUUAAUAAAUGAAAGCCCUGAUUUUAAUUGCACUUUUUAAAAUGUUUCAUAUUUUGAAUAUAGCCUGUAAAAUUUAUGGUAUUAAAGGAGAUUUUGAAUGGGGUUUUCUCAAGCUAAAGAAACAUGCUGCAAAGUCAGAAAUUAAAACAAAACACACAAAUAUUCUGCCUAAAAAUGAGUUUGAAAAUGGGCAAUAUUAUUGCAAUCUAUGCAAUAUUAUUGCAACCUUCAAAUGUAAAAUUAUAUAUGAUGGUAUUGUGUCCUCUUUGGCAUGUCUAGAAAUAAAUGCAGAACAGCAAUAUAUGCAAAUUCUAAACUGUCUUCACGUCGCUUAUGCAACUCCUUGUAACUAGCUUUACAACUAAAAUACCAACAUAUUAACAUUUUAUAUUAAGCCUUUACUCAGCAGCCCUCUGUGAUGUGUCUUUCAGUCCUUGGAAUUUUGCAUUAGCUACUACUGUUUCAUUGCAAUGUAUAUAACUGUGGCAUUAUUAGCCUGCUGAGAAACACUUUUAAAUAAACAUUUAGUAUUAUGUUAUUUCACACCAGUGAAUGAAA
This is a messenger RNA of Strigops habroptila (Kakapo), 4880 nucleotides long. It is a transcript of the gene MTMR7, whose product is annotated as myotubularin related protein 7. Gene Ontology annotation, biological process: phosphatidylinositol dephosphorylation. The transcript is spliced from 14 exons. The coding region runs from base 521 to 2500 and encodes 659 amino acids. The record is from RefSeq and is a predicted model, not a curated record. Lineage: Eukaryota; Metazoa; Chordata; Aves; Psittaciformes; Psittacidae. Gene Ontology annotation, molecular function: phosphatidylinositol phosphate phosphatase activity.